AUGAAUAUAACGGACGGAGAUCUUAUCCUGGUCAAUCGUUUGGUCAGCUGGCUGCAUUGGGCAGUGUUCUUCCCAGUCACUGUUUUAACGAUCUAUUUUUUCUACCGAUUGAGGAGCGCGAAGCGGGUUCAUCCCAACUUUAGGCUGGUUUUGGUAUGUUGAUAGGGAAUAGUCCAAUAAAAUCUUGGAUGGCAUUCUGUUUCUAACAACGGAAAUACCAAAAAAUAAAUCGAUAUUUUUGUCACAUCAACGUCUCGCCUUUUCACAGUCGCGCAUCAACCCUCCACCGGGGGCCGAUGGGCUAACUAAAUCUUAGCUUCGGACAGCUCUCCGCGGAGAGAUUCGAACGCUUUUUCCGAGCUGCGCCCUAUCUUUUUUUCAGAUAAUUUGUAGAAAACUCUCAGUUAACGCAUUGGCCUCCGGCACAAAUCAAUGAUCCGAUGCCAAGGAACGACAAAACAACAUUAUUUUCCCAACAGACUGACACUCAAAGUGGGGCUCUCAGUUUUUGAUACAAAUCGGCACAAAAUUAGAAUAGUUUUUUGUUUAUGAUAUAUGUGGGAUUCCUAGCUUUUGCAGGAAUGACCGAGAUUUUUAUUAUAGAUGGAAAGUUGUAAAAAGCAUGACAGUUUUUCGCGAAUUUUGGCAUGAAAAGAAAAAAAUAAUAUGCCUAUUUCAACCGUAGAGUAAAAAAUUUUUUAAGCGCAAAACUGACGAAGAUAUGUAUAGCCAAAUAAGUGUUUUUUCUCUGUCCGCUCUCCGCAUUUCACGUACUCUCUCUGCCGCAAAGAUCGUUGAAUAUCUCGGCUGCGCCUGCAAAGCGCGAGCUAAAACUUUUAGGAAUUGAUAUGUCACCUAUGCGUUAACUGUAUGCAAAAUUUAAAGAAAAUCUGAGCGUCGCACAUAGAGCACUUCCCUUGUAAACCUCAACCCCUAAAAUCAAAGAUUUUAGGCGUGCGCAGCUGGAUCAUUCAUAACUUAUAGUGCGAGCAGGCUAAUCAUCCAUUUCAUUCUCGAUCUCACUCAACACAUCGACGAACGCUUUUAUAUCAACCUCACAUGCGCAAUAAUAAGUACGAUACACUUGAUCACAAUGAUGAGUUCGGCGUUAUGCUUGAACAUGCUGGCAGUGGAGCAACAUUUGGCAACCAUAUGGGUGGAAACUUACGAAGAGCGGACUUAUCGAGUUGGGCUGAUUUUAUUGUUAAUUGUGGUAAGUCUGUCGAUAAAAUGCAGCCGAUUUUUUGACAUGAAGUUCUGCUGGUAAUGGUCAAGAGCAGUUGUAAGCAUUAGAAUGGGGGACCUGAUCCAGUGGCAAAAUUUUGAUACUUACCGUUGCAUCCGGUAAGUAUCAAAAAUUUGGCAAAAUGCUUCCCUCUUCAAGUGAAAAAACUCCGAUUUUAAAAGCGCGCCCGCUCUUUAUGUGAGGGAAAGGGAGCGCCUUUCAAAACGAAGUUUUUUUUCACUUGGAGAGGGAAGUAUUUUGCCACAUUUUUGAUGCUUCCCGAAAGCAGAAUGGUACGUCUUUUGCCACUGGACCAGGGCCGUCACUGCAUUAAUUUUACUUUUGUUUCUUUCUUUUACUUUCAGAUAGUUCAAUCAGUUCCAACGGGCUCUUUACUCAAUUGGUAUUAUACACUGCAAGAUUACGAUUUUUAUAAAACUAAAACCACCUGCAUCCCGAUCGAAAUGCAUUGGGAGUUGGCGUGGCUGGGAUUUUCGAUCAGCGCCGUCAGCUGCAUGGGCUGCUCACUUGUAAGUGUACGGGAUUAUAGACGCAACAAAGAGUGCUGAUUAUUUUCCCGACUGGUAAUAAAAAAUAAGCGUCGUAUAAAAUGUCAUCGGCAGCCUGCAAAACCCCAAAAAGCUCAUACGACGGUCUUAUCAGACUGUCGGAAAAAUAAUGCGCACAAUGUCGCUGGGCCAAUAACUGAAGUGAAAAGUAAUUUUCCGCGACACAGUUUAUUUUCUCGGUGGCGAUGCGACAUUUUGAUGCGACAAAGUGCUCAUUAUUUUCCCGACAGGCUGGUAAUGUUCUUGGCAUGCGACUCUUUUACAUUUAGACGACAAUUUCUCAAAAGUGCUGUCGGUUUGGAAAAAACCAAAUUUUAAUUUUUUGCAUUGAAAGUCGUUAAUUUUGGUCGCUGAAAAAAUGAAUUGUGUCGCGGCAAAAAAAAGGAAAAAUUGCGUUUCACUUCAGCGAUCUGAUCAGCGACAUUGUGUCUCAGUAUUUUCCCGACAAACUUAUUAGACCGUCGUAUGACUUUUCUUGGAGUCUUGCAGGCUGCCGAUGACAUUUUAUACGAUGCACAUUUUGUAUUAUCAAUCUGUGGCAAAAUCAAAUUUCUUUUCUCUUCAGCGACACGAUCCGACAUUGUGUUCGUUAUUUUUCCGACAAACCGAUACUAUACACUUUCAGUGGCUAAUCGGUCUCCACAAGUACAAUAUCGCCAGAACAAAGGAUCGUCUUUCAAUGAAGACCCUUAGUGCUCGGUUCCAACAAACAGAGAACGAGAACUCCAAUAAAUCGAUAGCCCCAUCAAUCAUCGGCUACAUGAUUCUCGCAUUUAUCGGGAUGUUCCUGUCCGAGGUCAGACGUCGGAUCGUUGUGGCGAAUGGAAAGGAGACCCCGGCGUCGGAGUUGGUUACACGUAUCGGCUAUAUGGUAGUGGAUUGUUAUGCGGUUUAUCAUAUGACCUGCUUUAUGUACUUCAAUAAUGCGAUGCGAAGUUUGGUUCGGCAAGACAUCGCACGCUUUUUCGGCGCCAAAACGGCCGAUUAUUGCUGCAGCCUUGAGUCCGUACAUCCCGAAUCUCAAGCCCUACAGACGGAGGCGUACUUCAACCAGUUCAAGUCUGCGUGGGGUUAA
This is a messenger RNA of Bursaphelenchus xylophilus (pine wood nematode), 2869 nucleotides long. The record is from the annotation of a GenBank genome assembly. NCBI's taxonomy places the organism in Eukaryota, Metazoa, Nematoda, Chromadorea, Rhabditida, Aphelenchoididae.